AAUCACAGUUGUUUUUAAUCACAGUUGAAUACGUUCUUAAAAUGUUAAAGUCAAAAAAAGGAAGCCUAUAAGUUUAUUUUUAAUUCUAAAAAAAACUAUAGGUUAUAUAUUCCAAAUUUAAUAACAACAAUAUUCCAAAAAGAAUAAGAUAAUUUAAUAGUCACGGCUUGUAUACUAAUCGAUAACAGCGAAUAAUGAUCGAAAAACAGUCUGGCAACAUCCAAAAUUUGUUUAUUUUUUGGUUUCUACCGCGCUUGGUCGAAAUUGUUUAAAUUUUAUUUGUUACGGCCUCUUAAUGGAUCAAAAUGUCAAGAAUAUCGAUCUCAAACUGGACAAUAUUGAGGUUCUGACCACCGGCACGGCGGCGGAGUUUGUUAAUGGCAUCCUGGACUUCCUGCUCUAUCAACGCCGCCAAAUACCUUUCGUGUACAAAACGUACAAAUAUUAUGUGGAUAAAUGGUCUGAUGCGGAGGAAUCUAAGGAAACCAAGGAAAGGGAGUCCUUUGCUAACUACCAACUUAACCAGCAGCGCUCCAAGGCAAAGGCCACCAAACAGUCCAUUAGUGACAUGCGAGAGCUCAUAAGACAAGCCUUCAGAACAUCGGAAGUGAAGAGCCUGCGAUUUCUAUUUGGCAAUACCACCUUUAUGCCCACGGAGGCUUAUACCUUGCACAUACCACAUGACUCCAUAUCCAGGGAUCACUUUUACGAGCAUCAUGCUCUACCCGAAGGUCGUAUAAACCAGGCGCUACUCCGUCUGCUAACCUGCGAGGAGUUAUACACCUUGUUCUCCACGGAACUGAAUGCCACCAAUGUGUUUCUGGAAAUGGAACUCCUUGCGGACGUGGAGAAUGCAAAAGGUUUCCAUAGUGACUCAGUUAAUUUGAUUCCCAAGGACGUCGUGAGCCAACUGCCGCGUAGUUGCAAGAACAUACACCUGAACCUCCUGCAUUGCACAGACAAUAUAACGACUGAACUACGGUGCUGCAAGGAUUUGGCCAUUUACCAGGAUCUUGGCUUGCUGAAAUUGGACAAGUCUGAAGAAGACGAUAGCAGGACUAGCGACUCUUUGGAGGCAACCAAGGAAUCCAGUGGCUGGUGGCAAGCCGAGGUCAUAGUUCGCGGAUUCAGGGCUCCUGCCAACCAAAAGUCAGGAUCUUUGUGGUCUAGCUAACAUUUUUGUACUUUAAAAUAAAACCAUACGGCUAUUAAAUACUUUUGUGCAAGUGCCAAGAAUAAAAUUUCAAUAAUUAUCUAUA
Molecule: messenger RNA, 1259 nt
Organism: Drosophila biarmipes
Lineage: Eukaryota; Metazoa; Arthropoda; Insecta; Diptera; Drosophilidae
Exons: 2
Coding region: 296-1174 (292 amino acids)
Biological process (GO): regulation of exit from mitosis
Cellular component (GO): nucleus
Source: RefSeq, a predicted model, not a curated record